AUGCCGCUUAUACGCUUACAUCCUCAUUUGUUCUCGGACCUUCCGGCUCAUCCUUCUCUCCCGGACAAUGCCUCCCGACCAGAUCUCCAAUUGUUCAUUCGUAUCGCCGUUCGGGAAGCUAUCGAGCUUCUCCACUCCGUCCCCUCGUCAUUCAAAGAAGACCCCGAGAUGCGCGUCUCGAAACCAGCUAUCGCUAAAGUAAAGCUUUUCCGAAAUUGGCGCAAGCUUUCAGACGAAGAUGUCAGUGAAAAAGACAACAAACCCGAGUUCUGGGUAUGUCGACAGAGCGAACAUCCCAGUUUCGAAGUCCCCGGCACAGCGUCAUGGCCCGAAUUCCAGGCUGGCCUAAGGACGAAUCAUGCAGAAAAUGAGAUGGAAUACACACCCAGUGUCACUCACGUAGAGAGUCUCCUUGCUUGGGAGCGAGCCCAAACCGGAGAGGCUGAAGUCAAUGGGCUCAUCUACAAGGAUAUUGAUGUUGAAAUCAACCUGAUCACCCACACUUUCCAUCCGACUGCCAUCAUUUCUCCCCGCAGUUUCAUCUCUUUGACGAUCUCCGCUUCGUACGAUUGUCCGACGCCGACGCAGGCUGACGAGGUUCUUCGAGGACUUCCAAUUCAGGGCUUUAUUACCAUCCAAAUUCCUCUUUCCUGGGAUGAAUCAUCCACGCCAGAGAACUUGCGCCAAAAGAUUGCCUUUGUUUCACCCAAGAAGGCCAUCUUCGCCAACUACGCCAGUGUGGAGCUAGUCAACUACCUAACUCCCCGGGAUAAUAAAACCAGUCGCGUCGAAUGGACGAUGGCUACGACUUCGGACGCGAAGGGAAAGAUCCCACAAUGGGUUCAGAGAAGCUGGGCACUGGGUGGGGUGCCGCGCGCUGUGGUGGCUGAUGUUGGCUUGUUCAUGAAAUGGACCGAGGCACGCCGAGGACCUCAACAUUGA
Penicillium verhagenii is the source of this 942-nucleotide messenger RNA. RefSeq names its product SRPBCC family protein. The record is from RefSeq and is a predicted model, not a curated record. The coding region runs from base 1 to 942 and encodes 313 amino acids. NCBI's taxonomy places the organism in Eukaryota, Fungi, Ascomycota, Eurotiomycetes, Eurotiales, Aspergillaceae. The transcript has 2 exons.